UCCCCCCGGGAGCCUGAUGGAGGCCAGGCCCGUCUACCUCUGCCAGUCCCGGAAAGGACCCUCGAACGUUAAUUUCAGGUUCUCCUACCCAUCGACGGUUUCCGGGCCCGUUGCGGCAAACGAGAUGGGGGACAGACCUCCCCACGGUGAUAAGGAGAUGAUAUUACCCCCUUGCAAGAUAUCAGAACUGGUUUCCUCGGCUGGGAAUUUUAUCAAGAAGCAGAGGCUUAGUUCCCGCCCGAUCCUUAGGACGACCCCCGACGAAGCCCAGGACCUUCUCGACUCCCCCCUAAAUCUAGAUGCCGACUCGGAAGAGGUGGUAAGUUCCCUAGUGGCCUCCUUGCUCUCCAAGCCCUCGGACUUCAUCCGGUCGUAUCCCGAAGGCACGGAUAGCCCAGAGAGCUCCAGGCCGCCGUCCCCGGCCAAAGAGGAAUCGGUAUCUUCGGACGAAGAAUACUCCUUCAAGUCCUUUGAUGGCUUCGAGCUGGACAACGCGGAGCUUUACCUGGCUCUCAUCCGGAAUCAGCUCCCUUUCCUGACGUAUGUCACCAUAAUGAGGAAAGUCGAGAACAAGGAGAUAAUGCUAAGGCUCCACUACCUCUCGAACAAACCCAUCCAAGAGGAACGGGAAGAGUCUCCGGAGGUGUUUAUUCCGGAAAGGGUCAGGGUUUUUCCAGAAAUCGAUUUCGAGUGUGACGUUAUCUUGCCGCCGAUAUUGCCUGAAGUAAGGAGCGUGGAGGCAGUGGAGAGUACACCUCCGGUACUCCAUGAAAGCAUGCUGGGGCUGGAGGUCGAAUACUCUAUUCCGAUAAUCACGGGACAGGAGGUGAUUAAAGCCACGGUACCACGCAAUGUGGAGGACUGGGGUUACCAUAUCUGGCAAUCAAUAAAUGCAGAAAGGUCGUGAUUGCCUUCGUCAGAUGAUAAAAAUCAAACGCCCCAUGCCGUUCGAAGUUUUUGUCAGCGGAAAGUGAAGAUUCGUUUUCUACCGGUGUGGACGAUCGCUAGCUUUAUGACUGGGGUUACCAUAUCUGGCAAUCAAUAAAUGCAGAAAGGUCGUGAUUGCCUUCGUCAGAUGAUAAAAA
Ornithorhynchus anatinus (platypus) is the source of this 1085-nucleotide messenger RNA. RefSeq lists its product as uncharacterized. The record is from RefSeq and is a predicted model, not a curated record. NCBI's taxonomy places the organism in Eukaryota, Metazoa, Chordata, Mammalia, Monotremata, Ornithorhynchidae. The coding region runs from base 17 to 907 and encodes 296 amino acids. The transcript is spliced from 4 exons.